Messenger RNA from Anoplopoma fimbria (sablefish), 1235 nucleotides. It is a transcript of the gene smug1, whose product is annotated as single-strand-selective monofunctional uracil-DNA glycosylase 1. Gene Ontology annotation, biological process: base-excision repair. Gene Ontology annotation, molecular function: oxidized pyrimidine nucleobase lesion DNA N-glycosylase activity; single-strand selective uracil DNA N-glycosylase activity. The record is from RefSeq and is a predicted model, not a curated record. The transcript has 2 exons. Lineage: Eukaryota; Metazoa; Chordata; Actinopteri; Perciformes; Anoplopomatidae. The annotation marks the transcript as partial.
AGGCAGGAGGAGCAGGAGGUCAGCAGCUCUCCGUCCUCCAGGUUCCUGCAGGUGGAGCUGGAGCUGAACGCUCACCUCCGCCGGCUGACCUUCAGCGGGCCGGUCCGCUACACCUACAGCCCGCUGGAGUACGCCUGGGACACGCACCGCUGCUACGUGGACAGGUACUGCCAGGCCGGACAGAGGGUGCUGUUCUUAGGCAUGAACCCAGGGCCGUUCGGCAUGGCACAGACCGGGGUCCCCUUUGGAGAAGUGAGGGCGGUUGUUGAUUGGCUGAAGAUCACAGGGGAGGUCGGCCACCCUGAUGACGAGCAUCCAAAGCGGCGGAUCACAGGACUUGCCUGCACUCAGAAAGAAGUGAGUGGAGCACGUUUCUGGGGCUUCUUCAGGAACUUGUGCGGUGAACCAGCGCUGUUCUUCAAGCACUGCUUUGUUCACAAUCUAUGCCCGCUCAUUUUCAUCAGUGCCAGCGGGAAGAACUUAACCCCCCCCGAGCUGCCUGCAGGUGAGCGAGAGGCCCUCCUGGCCCUGUGUGACAUCGCACUGUGCCAGGCAGUGGAAGCACUGGGCGUCUCCAUGGUGAUCGGGGUCGGGAGGGUAGCAGAGCAGCGGGCGCGGCGAGCUCUGUCUGCUGCAGGUAUCAAGGUGCAGGUUGAGGGCCUCAUGCAUCCGUCACCCAGGAACCCACAAGCCAAUAAGGGCUGGGAAGAAGUUGCCAAAAAAAAGCUGGAAGAACUUGGUGUCUUGUCGUUGCUGAGCAACAUGUGAGCUAGUCAACCGUCACUGAUGGUUGACUAGCUCACUCUGACAAUGGAUCAGGAUGUGAGGAGUUUGAGUAAAAGACUGUGAUUUGAUCAACGGGUGAAUGUACUGCUAAAAAAGUACAGACUCACAUUUCUCCUCCCAGCUCAGUGUGUGUCUGAGCAGCGUAACACACAGAGGCCUUCCAAGUCUGCCAUCACUUCUGCUGUAAACACUUCUGUUUAGCAACGUUUUGUACCUCUUUAAGGAUCCUUCGGUUCUUUUGAGAUGGCUUUUUCUUUAUUUGUUAGUGCAUGCUGUGUACGGCACCAGGCUCCCUAAACACUACUGUUAGCAUAAGAUGCUCUGGAUAUAUUAUCAAGGAUGUAGUCAAAGUGUAAUAUCAGGGUGUUUAUUUUGAUAAUGUAUUUUAUUUUGUUGAUAUUUACACUGAUUUUUCCACACUUUGACCAGCUCUCUUGCAGUUCAAAUAA